AAGAUACGUGUAAACGUUCACCCCCUGUCUCAUUGUGGUAGAUUCUUUCUCUAACCAGUCCUCCUGACUUGAUAUAAAGCUACAGCUCUCUUGGUCUACUCAUCCCUUCCUUCCUUCUUGUUCAAAUGGCCGCCUCUACAGGAACCUUGGACACCGCAAAUUUCUCAUUUUCUCCUACUUCGUUCAUGUCUACUACUUCCUUCACCGACCUUCUUGCAUCUGAUGGCUACUCCAUGGCCACCAGCACUGGUAUGGCAGCAGAAAGCAGAGGACUUGGUGAUCGAAUUGCUGAGAGAACGGGGUCUGGGGUACCUAAGUUUAAGUCACUUCCUCCCCCUUCUCUGCCCAUUUCUCCGCCCCCUGUUUCUCCUUCUUCUUACUUUGCUAUUCCCCCUGGCUUGAGCCCAACUGAGCUCUUGGACUCUCCAGUUCUCCUCUCUGGUUCUAGCGUACUUCCAUCUCCAACGACAGGGUCAUUUCCAUUUCAAGCCUUCAAUUGGAAGAGCAAUUCCUACAAUUCGCAGCAGGGUAUCAAGCAAGAACAAAAGAACUACCAGGACUUCUCUUUCCAGCCCCAGGCAGCUGUCUCUAGGCCACAGACCAACACAAUUCCUGAGGGACAAAUGCAGCAACCUUGGAACUAUCAAGAACCCGCCAAGCAGGAUGACCCUACCGUAAAAUCUGAUGUCACUUCUAUGCAAAGUUUUUCUCCUGAAAUUGGCAACAUCCAGGCCAAUUCUCAAGGAAACGGCGGAUUUCAGUCGGAGUAUAACAACUAUAACCAAUCUUCACAGACUUUAAGUGAACGGAGAAGGUCGGAGGAUGGUUACAAUUGGAGGAAGUAUGGGCAGAAGCAAGUUAAAGGGAGCGAAAAUCCGCGAAGCUAUUAUAAGUGCACGUAUCCCAAUUGCCCUACUAAGAAGAAGGUUGAGAGAUCUUUAGAUGGACAAAUAACUGAAAUAGUUUAUAAAGGAAACCAUAACCAUCCCAAGCCUCAAUCUACUAGACGAUCAUCGGCUUCCUCAACAGCCUGCUCAGUUGUCAUCCAACCUUACAGUUCUCAAUCUAAUGAUGUACCUGAUCAAUCCUAUGCCUCCACUGGAAAUGGACAGAUGGAUUCUGUUGCAACACCAGAGAAUUCAUCCAUAUCGAUCGGGGAUGAUGAUUUUGAGCAGAGCUCUAAGAGCAAAUCAGGUGGAGAUGAAUUUGAUGAUGAUGAACCUGAUGCUAAAAGAUGGAAGACGGAGAGUGAAAGUGAAGGAAUUUCAGCUCCAGGGAGCAGGACUGUGAGAGAACCUAGAGUUGUUGUUCAAACCACUAGUGAUAUUGAUAUUCUUGAUGAUGGAUAUAGAUGGAGAAAGUAUGGUCAGAAGGUGGUGAAAGGAAAUCCCAAUCCAAGGAGCUACUACAAGUGCACCAAUCCAGGUUGUCCUGUUAGGAAACAUGUAGAAAGAGCCUCACACGAUCUGAGGGCGGUGAUAACAACAUACGAGGGCAAGCACAACCACGACGUGCCUGCUGCUCGUGGUAGUGGUAGCAAUUCAGCCAACAGGCCUGUGCCUAGCAGCAAUGCACACAUGGCCGUAAGGCCUUCAGUAAUGUCUCAUCAAUCUAACUAUCCAAUUCCAGUUCGAAGCUUUAGGGCACCACCACCUGAAGGGCAACAAGCUCCAUAUACUCUAAAAAUGUUGCAGGAUCCAGCUGGGAAUUAUGGCUUUGGGAAUUCAAUGGGAUCUUACCUGAACGUGCCCCAAGCAAAUACCUUCUCUAGAGCGAAAGAUGAGCCAAGGGAUGAUAUGUUUCUUGAGUCAUUGCUGUGUUGAAUUGAAUGGGGUAGAAAAGGCAAAAGCUUUGCCUUUUGGGAUAGGCUAAAAGACAUUUUGCUGCUGCAAUAAGACGGGUCUAAAUUCAUUUGUUCAUUUUGUGGGUUGGUUUGUUUGUUUGUUUUGAUGUACAUUAUUACCCCACAGGGAUUUUGUAUAUUCAGUAAGUAUAUGGUACAGAAGUUCCUCAGAUUCUUGUUCCCUUGCUCAAAAACAGCCCAAGUUGUCACCCCCACAUGACACAGUCAAUUCUUUACUACUAUUUUUGCCCU
Molecule: messenger RNA, 2095 nt
Organism: Coffea eugenioides
Lineage: Eukaryota; Viridiplantae; Streptophyta; Magnoliopsida; Gentianales; Rubiaceae
Product: WRKY transcription factor WRKY24-like
Exons: 5
Coding region: 126-1823 (565 amino acids)
Biological process (GO): regulation of DNA-templated transcription
Molecular function (GO): DNA-binding transcription factor activity; sequence-specific DNA binding
Source: RefSeq, a predicted model, not a curated record